ACCACAGGAACUUUCAAUGACCGUGCAAGUCUUCUUGUGCUGCUUCAAGGCUGCCACCAAGCGAGAAAAGGAAGGAGACGACAGGGAUGGCAUUAUUGUCUAUUAUGCUAUCUCUUACGAUGAUUUAGUUUUUGAGAUCUCCAGCAACGUUUGUGAUGGCAAACCCUCAUCAUCUCCUCCACUUUAUUCUUGAUGACAUGGAAAAGCUAGACUGACGUACAUUCUCUCGCGGAAGUUCUUACUUUGAAAAUACAUCAUGUGCUAAAUCUUCUGUGUCUUUUUCACUCUGCACUCUUUGAGUCGUUUGGUUUGGAUCCAUCAGUAUGUGCCGGCGCUCGGGAAGGUAUGUUCCUAUUCAGAUCCAGGAAUGUUGCCUUGAGUGUUGUUAUCCAGAGCGAGUAAUGUUAAUAACACUAUCAAAUAUGGUACAUGUAAAUCAAGAUGAAAGGGCGACGGAAAUAAGAUGACUGCACUGGCCAGAACCAAGCAGGCAGCAGCUAAACAUAGAUUCAUUCCUUCCUUCGACCGUGGUGCAGUUAGUUGAUAACGAAAGCAAACCAAAAUGACGACUACUACCGAAUCAUUAUGCUACCCAUUAUUGGAUACCCUCAGUGAAGAACUGCUCUGUACGGUCUGUUCCUUUCUACCCUCCUGCCAAGAUUUGAGGAACUUGGCGCAAACCAAUCGGCAAUGGUCACACUGGGUCUUUGGCUCGCACGCUGCCGAUGGCGUCUUUGGAGAGUUGUAUCGACGGGAGUUUGGCAAGACGCAACCAUUUCUGUUGGGAGGCAAAUUGCAACUAAGUGGACGAGAUGCCUGGAAGGAAUUGCAUGCCAUGAAACAGUGCGUGGCCAUUUCGAAUAACAAACAGCGACGCUGUCAUCCUGCACGCACUAAUAAGCAAAGAGGAGAAACGCGGUGUGGUGGCUGUGAUUGCUGCUGCCGUGCUACUACUUCAACUAAUUCUCCAGUUCUGCCCUUGAACACGGUGGAAAUAUUGCCACCCGAAGAAGAAGCCGAAGCCAUCUUGUACGACAAUCACGACUUUGAUUUGACUACUACUAAUAAUAAUAAUACUGACGACGAACCACGACAACCCAAUUGCGUGGGAUACUUUGGAUUUCAGCCACUCCCCGACGGCGGUAUUGCCAUUUGGGGAGAUUACUCGGGCCUGUUUGUGGCACCCUGUUGGGAAGCACUGGUCAAUUCCAAAUCUCGGUAUCGCGAUCGACUCGUGUCGGUACACGAUGACAAGAAAUCCCAAGUGAUGGAUCUCGUGGUGCAUCCCAACGCAUCGCUGUUGCCGAAUAGUCCCUUUUUCUUGGCAUUUGCUUCGGGGGUCGUCAUGGCGGUAGGAACACGACGACAAGACACUAAUAAUGAAUUCCAAGUCCUCUCGACAUCGUGUCAACAACAACAACAACAACAACAUUCCAGUGAAGUCACUUGUUUGGCCAUUGUACCAAACAAAUACUUGGUCAGCGCCUGUGUCAAUGGACAAGUUUACUUGUACCCCGAUUCUCUAUCGCAACUGAGCUUGACCAAGGCCAUUUGUCUCAAUCCACACGAUGUACCGCGAUUUCCCAUUUUCAACAUGUCCGCCUCGUCGGUGGCGCCGGGACAAGCCGUACUCUGUCUGGGAGGACAAGGACUCAAAUUGUCUCUCUGGCAAUUAGCAACGACCACGUCGCAGCCAGCAGCAGAAGUGGUGAGCCAUCAAGAAUUCGAAUACGAACCUCAUGUCACGAGUAGUAGUGUGGAGGAAGACGACGAGGAAGAGGAUCAAGUCGAUCAUGCCAUUACACUCGUCUCCUUUGUCGGGACCAUUGGGCCAACAACGUCCUCGACUGCUAGUAGUAGUAGUAGUCGUGACAAUCAUAAGAAGGACUUGUUGGUUGUCGGCACCAGUCAAGGGCAUAUCCUCACGUGGGAUCUAGUGCUCGAUGAUUCUUCAACAACAACAACAACAAAUCGUGCUCCGCAGUUGCAAAUGUACACCAGCCAAGAACGGACGCACUGUGGCAGCGUCGAAUCGGCUGAACGCAUUGGGAACAUGCUGUUUACCACGGGAGGCAAGGAUGGCGUCGUCAAGGCCAUGGAUUUGCGCUCGGGCUUGCCGUUGACGUCAUUGUCGGUUCAUCCGGGAAGAGUCAUGGCGUCACCGACACCGGUGGCGCCCCCAGUUCGAUUGAACUGUGCCGUGGUGCAAUCUUGGAUCUGUCACGAACGACAAUCCAUUGUUUGUCUCUGCCGAGAUGGACACGUCAAUGAAUGGUCCUAUCGAAUCAUGCCAGCGCCCUCCAGCAACAAGCGAACGGUUUUGGCUGUCAACCCAAAACUGACCAAGAGACCACGGCUGGCGAAGCAAAUUCAGUCGCAGCCGGUGGGUGAUUCUGGGAGUAGUAUGUCAAACGAAGUGGUGGUGGCUGCUGCGGUGGUGGAUGGGUCGCUGCCACCAAAGAAACGGGAACCAGACGGAAAAGCCAAGAGUGCAGUUGCUACCUUGCACGAGACGUUGGAAGACCAUUCAAGCGUUGGCUAUGACAAGCUCGACGAUAUUCCCAGCAUGCUAAAUGCCUUGCCAUCCGAAGCGAAGGACCUUUUCAACCGUCUCGGGUUUGCGAUUUGGGGCAAGUGUCAGCGGCCGGUUCUAAUACUCUCCCCUCUCAGCGUACCGAGUGGUGCCAUUCGAGACGCAUGGACCAAGGAUAUCCGUGCAUUUUUCAAACGGCAACAACGAUCCAAAAAUACCAGCCGCAUACUCUCACCCCCAUGCUUGGUCCAUUGGCUUGGAACCGAGGAUCCCCGGCGAGCCUAUUCCAUGAUGCCCUUGUCGAAGCUGACUCUGUACGAAGAAGGAGUGGCAAAGAAUCACCACAAGGUUCCGAUCCGGCUAGAGCAGGCAGUGAAUCAGGGUACGCGACUUGAACGAAGUCAAAAAGAGUACCUCAAGGGGUUAUCCCUCCUUGCACUCGAAGCUGCCAAGGAGCCGGAGAAACGGCAUCCUCAUUCCGGUAGUAGCGUUUUAAACUAGCUAGAAGUCGAUUGUAG
Seminavis robusta is the source of this 3051-nucleotide messenger RNA. NCBI's taxonomy places the organism in Eukaryota, Bacillariophyta, Bacillariophyceae, Naviculales, Naviculaceae. The record is from the annotation of a GenBank genome assembly.